AUGGCUCGCCCCUCCGUCGUUCAAGAGUAUGCCGCGCCCUCAACGACCCUGAGUCUCGACCACAAGGUCACCAACCAACGCCAGCUCUACAAAGUACAGCGGCCGCAGGGCUACCAGGUCUCAUGGCACGCAAAUCCUGCCGUGGAGGCGCAUCAUUUCGGCCAGUCACACCCCAUGAAGCCAUGGCGGCUGACCCUCACUAAGCAGCUCGUCAUGGCCUACGGCAUGCACCACGCGAUGGACCUGUACCUGGCGCGCGCGGCAACAUAUGAAGAGCUCGCCGAUUUCCACGAGUCGGAUUAUCUGGAUUUCCUGCGACAGGUCAUGCCGGGUGACAUGGACCGGGCGGAGCAGAGCGACAGCGUGGUGCGAUUCAAUUUCGGCGACGACUGUCCCAUCUUCGACGGGCUGUACAACUACUGCUCAUUAUACGCGGGCGGGACCGUGGACGCGGCGCGUAAGCUCUGCAACAAUCAGUCGGAUAUCGCGAUCAACUGGUCCGGUGGUCUGCACCACGCCAAGAAAGCCGAGGCCAGUGGCUUCUGCUACGUCAAUGAUAUCGUCCUGGGUGUCCUGCAGCUACUGCGCCACCACCCGCGCGUGAUGUAUAUCGAUAUCGACGUCCACCACGGUGAUGGCGUUGAGCAGGCCUUCUGGUCCACGGACCGCGUGCUGACGGACACGGGUCCGAGUCAUCCUCUUAACCCGGGCGCUCACCAUUCCAUCAAUGUCCCGCUGAACGACGGUAUCGACGACGACUCUUAUAUCGACCUAUAUCACCAAGUGAUUGGAGCCUGCGUGGAGAACUAUCGGCCCGGCGCCAUCGUCCUCCAGUGCGGCGCCGACAGUCUAGGAUGUGACCGUCUCGGCUGCUUCAAUCUCAACGUCCGCGCCCACGGUGCUUGCGUCGCUUUCACCAAGACAUUUGGCUUACCCCUCCUCGUCGUCGGCGGUGGUGGCUAUACACCCCGCAACGUUUCUCGCGCCUGGGCACACGAAACCUCCAUCCUCAUUGACGCAGACCAGGUGAUCGACUCGACGAUUCCAGAGUCCGUGGCGUUCCGUAAUCACUUCGGUCCUGACUACUCGCUCUUCCCCCCUCUGUCCGAGAUCAGGCGUCUCGAGAACAAGAAUCCACGCUCUUACCUCGAAGGUCUGGUCGAGGCUGUCCAUGAACAACUCCGUUACAUUAAGGGUGCUCCGAGCGUUCAGAUGAGUUUCAUCCCGCCAGAUAUCCUCGGCCUGCGAGAAGAAACCGAGAAGGAAAUCGAAGAGCAAAUGGCCAUGAUGGAAGAGGACAUGGAAGAACAGGAGGGCAAUGGCUCGGCUGCGUUGGCUGCAGCUAAUCUUAUUGACGAUGUACCUGGUUCUGCGGGCGGCAUUCCACGCCCAAACCGGCGCCGAGACUUGGAACGGGGAGCCGGGUAUAAAGGCGAGCUAUACUCAUGA
This is a messenger RNA of Penicillium waksmanii, 1449 nucleotides long. It is a transcript of the gene hosA, whose product is annotated as histone deacetylase HOS2. The coding region runs from base 1 to 1449 and encodes 482 amino acids. The record is from RefSeq and is a predicted model, not a curated record. Lineage: Eukaryota; Fungi; Ascomycota; Eurotiomycetes; Eurotiales; Aspergillaceae. The transcript has 2 exons. Gene Ontology annotation, molecular function: histone deacetylase activity.